AUGCACUCCCGUAUAGAUGAGACACCUAAAAAGAAGGUAAGUUUUAGUCCCAUUACUGCGAUUUGUGAGUUUGACCGAGACGAGCCACCUGCUGCAGUAUCGAAGUCUCAUGAACUUAAUUCUGACCAAGAGACAGAGGAGCAGCUUAUACAAGAGACAAGUGGACUGAAAGGGCCUGAGGAACUGGGACUGUCCAUGCAAGCCAGACAUCAGGACAGCUCACUCGCAACUCAGAAAAAGUCAGUCUCUGGGUUAUUGCAGGAGAAAUGCGACUGCGAGAAGAUCCUCAAGCAAAGAGAGGAACAGAAUAAGGAGCUGCUGAGAGAGGCUGCAGAGCUCAAAGAGAAAGUUGCCGAGUUAGAGGACGGGAAACGCGAGCUUAAUGACGAAGCAUUGAAUUGGAUAGAGGAACUGAAAAGUAAGGACAUGCUCGCCAUGCAGGUUAACAAGCUGAGGAGUGAUCUUGUGGACCAGAAAAAGUUAUUUUCCGAAGGAGAAGCCCAACAGAAAGCCAUAAAAGAGAACUUGGCUUUAUCUCAAAGUAGGUGUCAGGAACUACAGGAGCAACUGCAGGAGGCCACCGGGAAAUGUGACUGCAAAAAGACCAUUCAACAAACAGAAGAGCGGAAUGUUGAACUGCUCAGAGAGGCACGAGACCUCAAAGACCAAGUUGUAAGGCUGAAAGAGGAGAAACGUCAGAGUGAUAUCGACACACUGAAAUGGAAAGAGGAACUGAAAAAGAAGGAGAAGCUGGUCAAUUGGGUCAAAAAGCUUAGAAGUUCUCUUGCAGCUCAGAAAAAGUUAGUUUCAGAAGUCGAGGAACGGAACAUUGAACUGGUCAGAGAGGCCACAGAACUCAAAAACCAAGUCAUUAGGUUAGAUGAGGUGGAGAAUGACAGAAAGGACAGCCUAAGGCAACUGCAGCAGGAACUGGCCAAUACUCAACAUGAUCUUGAGUUGAAGAAAGAGUGUUGCAAAAAGCUGGAGCAGGAUAACGUCAGCCUUCUCAGGAAUGUGGAGCAACUCAACAGGAAUUUGGCAGAGAGUGGGAACCUGUCUCAAUCUCCAAACACCUAUGUUGAGGAACAAGAGAAAGCACAUGUUGUUGCGGCCCAGAAACUGCAGAAUUCUGACCAAGAGGAAAUUGUGCAGAGUUUAAAUUCUGAACUUGCACGACGAAACAAAACAAUAGAAUACCAGAUCUUAAAAAUUGCAGGCCCAGAAAAACAGGUCUGGCAGUCUGAUGUGCUCAAGGGUGAAAUAGGAGAGUUGAAAAGAGAGAACUUGAGGCUCCUGAGGUGUGUUGAUCUAAAGGAGAGGAAACGUGGGAUCGCAACACAGAAACUCCAAGAGGCGUUGUCCGCUUCGGUUGUUUCUGCGGCCGCCAUAAAAAGUCUAGAAGAGGCGAUACACAAGUUUGCGAUUGAAAUUGCACAAAAAGAGGCAACAAUAGUCAGGCAGUCUUACAAAAUCGCAGCCCUACAAAAACAGGUGCAAGAGUCUGUUGGGUUUAAGGCUGCUGUGGAGGAGUCAAAGAAGGAGAUUGUCAGACUAAGGAAUUCGAAGGAUCGUGAGGAGGCACAUGCACAACGACUCCAUGUGUUGUCCACAUCUUCUGCCAUGGCUGAAAGGCGAGAGAAGGAGCUACAUAAGUUGAUGUUUGACAUUGUGCAACAAGAGACUACCAUAAAAUGUCAGUCGUUUCAAAUUGAGGGCUUGAACAAACUGGCAAGGGAGGCUGUUAGGGUCAAGCGGGAGCUGGAAGAGUGA
Messenger RNA from Knipowitschia caucasica, 1770 nucleotides. NCBI's taxonomy places the organism in Eukaryota, Metazoa, Chordata, Actinopteri, Gobiiformes, Gobiidae. The record is from the annotation of a GenBank genome assembly.